AUGGAGAACAGGACAGAAGUGACAGAGUUCAUCCUGCUGGGACUGACCAGUGACCCAGGUCUGCAGCUUCCCCUCUUUCUGAUGUUCCUGCUCAUCUACACCAUCACUCUGGUUGGGAACCUGGGGAUGAUCCUGUUGAUCAUCUUGGACUCCCAUCUCCACACUGCCAUGUACUUCUUCCUUGGCAACCUGUCUCUGGUGGACUUUGGUUACUCUUCAGCUGUCACUCCCAUGGUCAUGGGAGGACUCCUUCUUGGAAAUGAGGUCAUCUCCUACAAUUCUUGUGAUGCUCAGAUGUUCUUUAUUACAGGUUUCGUUACUGCAGAAAAUUACCUCUUAACCUCAAUGGCCUAUGAUCGCUAUGCGGCAGUGUGCAAGCCCCUGCACUACACCACCACCAUGACAACAAACGUGUGUGCAUAUCUGGUCAUAACCUGCUAUGUCUGUGGUUUCCUGAAUGCCUCCAUCUACACUGGGAACAUAUUCAGUCUCUCCUUCUGUCUAUCCAAUGUGGUCCAUCAUUUUUUCUGUGAUAUUCCAGCAGUCAUGACUCUCUCUUGCUCUGAUAGACAUGUUAGUGAACUGGUUCUAAUUUAUGCAGCCACCUUCAAUAUCUUUUUUGCUCUCCUAGUAAUCUGGAUAUCUUAUGCAUUCAUUUUUAUCAGCAUCCUAAAGAUGCACUCUGGUGCAGGACAUCAGAAGGCUCUGUCCACCUGUGCCUCCCACUUCACUGCAGUCUCCAUUUUCUAUGGGACUCUAAUCUUCAUGUAUCUACAGCCCAGCUCCAGCCACUCCAUGGACACAGACAAAAUUGCCUCUGUGUUCUAUACUAUUGUGAUUCCCAUGUUGAACCCUGUGGUCUAUAGCCUGAGGAACAAGGAGGUCAAGAGUGCAUUCACAAAGAUCAUUUUGGAAGGAAAAUAA
Messenger RNA from Sciurus carolinensis (gray squirrel), 924 nucleotides. RefSeq names its product olfactory receptor 5B2-like. Gene Ontology annotation, molecular function: G protein-coupled receptor activity; odorant binding; olfactory receptor activity. The coding region runs from base 1 to 924 and encodes 307 amino acids. The transcript has a single exon. Lineage: Eukaryota; Metazoa; Chordata; Mammalia; Rodentia; Sciuridae. Gene Ontology annotation, cellular component: membrane. Gene Ontology annotation, biological process: G protein-coupled receptor signaling pathway; sensory perception of smell. The record is from RefSeq and is a predicted model, not a curated record.